CUUGCGACCCUGCAGCCUCUUUUCUCCUUCUCCACCUUCCAUCUUCCAUCCCAGCAGCACCUCAUGGCAAGCUGGUCAAUACCGCUGCGUCGAUCGGCGCUCACUGCGAGGCAAUCAUCAAGAUGCCUUGUCGCCUCUUCUUCACGACUGCAGCUGGAACAGCGUCGCUCGUACUCGAUCCCGGUCUCGUCGUCCCCCUUCCCCGUAGCCUCAAUACCCCCGCCUCUCAAGGGCAUCCGUGUCCUCGACUUGACGCGCAUCCUCGCUGGUCCCUACUGUACCAUGCUACUCUCCGAUCUCGGCGCUGAUGUCAUCAAAGUAGAAGACCCACAGGGCGGGGACGGGACACGCAGCUGGCUGCCCCCGGCUGCUCCCACUCUGGAUCCACAGCAUUUCCCUAAAGGCCUGGCGCAAGAGGAGGCGCAAAGAUGGCUCGAACUACCGCCAGAGUCAGCCUACUUUCUCAGCGUCAACAGGGGGAAGAGAUCUCUUACGCUUGACUUGAGGCAGAGAGGGGCCCAGGAUAUCAUUCAGCGGUUGAUUCGCGAGUCGGACGUCGUCGUCGAGAAUUACCUGCCGGGCAAGCUUGCCAAAUUCGGCUUGGGAUACGAGCAGGUCAAGGCGAUCAAGCCGGACAUCAUUUAUGCUAGCUUGACGGGGUAUGGGCAAUCGGGGCCGUACAGUACCAGUCCGGGGUACGACGUGAUCAUUGCUGCGGAUGCUGGGUUGAUGCAUAUCACGGGUGAAGCCGACCGACCUCCAGUCAAGAUUGGCGUCGCAAUGACCGACCUCACGACGGGCCUGUAUAUCCAUGGUGCAAUCAUGGCUGCUCUCAUCGGGCGAUCCCAGACAGGCAAAGGAGUCCAUAUCGAUGCCUCCCUCUUCGAGUCGCAAAUCGCUUCCUUGGCGAAUGUGGCUUCCUCCUUCCUCGUUGCUGGAACAGAGGGAGGCAGACACGGUAGUGCUCAUCCUUCAAUCGUGCCAUACAAGGUCUUCGAGACGAAGGACUCACCCAUCAUGAUCGGAGGAGGAAAUGAUAGACAAUACAAGACGCUAGUAGAGGCCAUGGGCCGACCUGAGCUGGCUACGGACCCCUUGUUCAGGACGAACUCCGACAGAGUCAAGAAUCGACAAGCGUUGGAGCCAUUGCUGCAGUCUAUCUUUGAUGAACAACCGAUUGACUACUGGAUGCAGCGGCUGGAGGGUAAGUUGCCUGUCGCGCCGAUUCGCAACAUCAGGCAGACAUUCGAGGAGCACCCGCAGAGCAAGGCAAGAGGGGUCGUCACAGAGCUGGACCACCCGAGAAUUGGCAAGGUGAAAGUGACCAGCCCGGCGGUGCAUUAUGGCGAGGGGAGAAUGCCUAUCUCACGGCCGCCCCCUGUGUUAGGCCAGCACUCGUCCGAAGUGCUGCAGGAGUUGGGCUACUCGGGAGAGGAGGUGAAAGAGUUCAGAGCCGCGGGGGCCGUAGGCGCAGGGGCAUGA
Messenger RNA from Jaminaea rosea, 1482 nucleotides. RefSeq names its product CAIB/BAIF family enzyme. The coding region runs from base 64 to 1482 and encodes 472 amino acids. The transcript has 3 exons. NCBI's taxonomy places the organism in Eukaryota, Fungi, Basidiomycota, Exobasidiomycetes, Microstromatales. Gene Ontology annotation, molecular function: catalytic activity. The record is from RefSeq and is a predicted model, not a curated record.